UUAAGUUUGUUCAGUCGCUCCGAUCAAGCAGAUCACCAUGAAGGUCUUCGUUGUUCUCGCCGUUAUCCUGGCCGUGUCCGCCGCCGCCCCCCAGUUUGGAGGUAGCAGUUCCAACGCUAAUGCCAACGCCAAUGCUGAAUCUGAAGGAUUCAACGGUGGCUUCGGCGGCGAACCUGGCUUUGGAGGUCAAGGUGGAUUUGGAGGACCUGGUGGUGGACGUCCUGGAGGAUUCGGAGGACCUGGAGCAUUCGGAGGACAUGGAGGACGUCCUGGAGGAUUCGGAGGACCUGGCGGACGUCCUGGUGGAUUCGGAGGAAAUGGAUUUGAAGGAAAUGGAGGAUUCGGAGGACCUGGUGGAUCUGGAGGAUUCGGACCUGGAGGAUUCGGAAAUGGUGGAGCUGGAGGAUUCGGACCUGGAGGAUUCGGCGGCAAUUCAGAAGCUAACGCUAACGCAAACGCUGUCUCAAACUCCGGCGGUUUUGGAGGCGGAAGUGCCAACGCUAAUGCCAAUGCUGUCGCAAACUCCAGGGGUGGCAAUUCUGCAGCCAAUGCUAAUGCUAAUGCUGUUUCAAACGGCAAAUAAGCGAUUAUUAUGAUCCGAAUUUCUCGUUUGAUUAGUUUUUUAAUAUUUAUAAAAUAAAAAAAAAAACUAAAAAAAGUAUUUUAUUUGCUAAAGGGUGAAAAGCUCUUACAAGCAAGAUUGGAAAAGAGUUCAUUACGUAAAAAUGGAAAUAUAAAUACUAGAAAUGCUUUAAUGCUGAAACAGACCGCAAGCCAUAAGCGGUCUGCUAUUUAGUUGUAUUAAACAUUAUAUUGUGUUUUAAUUUAA
Molecule: messenger RNA, 829 nt
Organism: Drosophila suzukii
Lineage: Eukaryota; Metazoa; Arthropoda; Insecta; Diptera; Drosophilidae
Source: RefSeq, a predicted model, not a curated record